Messenger RNA from Amoebophrya sp. A120, 7378 nucleotides. NCBI's taxonomy places the organism in Eukaryota, Dinophyceae, Syndiniales, Amoebophryaceae. The record is from the annotation of a GenBank genome assembly.
CAAAAACAAUCCUACUGGCUAGCCUUCUUGGGUAGAAGACUUUGACGUUCGCGGACCUUUUGUUUCCGCGCCUGUACUACACGAGCCGCACCUAUUAAUUGUAGACAUCCAAAAUCUUACCUCCCUGUUGAACAAAAAUCGCUUGUUCCAACAUCAUCAAAAUGACGGCGCUCUCGCCUGGGCUUGGCGUUGGCCCCACGACGCAACAAGAAUCAAACACAUCAAGUUCCUCGUUCUCCGCGACUACCAAAAACGCUUCGCCCGCCAUGUCUUCCCCCGGGGCGAAGUCCAACGCCUCCAGCAACAGCCGAAAACCGAAAACGCAAUUGAAGAAGGACAUGCGACAGAUUUGGGGAGUGCCGGAUACGCCCGAGUUGGAGGAGGAAACUGAGGGUGCUGGAAAAGAACAUCUUCAAGACAAUCUGCUCAAUUAUCCACCUCGUCCAGAAGUUUCGCCAACGCUGAGGGACAAAAUAAAUACCAGUGCAAAGAUGAGUCUCGGGUCCUCAGGUGGGUCGGGCUAUCAACUGUAAAAAUGUCUGGGUCUGGAAGAAUUCAUGUUUGUCAUGCUUGUCUGGCAUGACUCUUAAAUCUGUCAUGCACGUUACCCAAGAGGUCCGUUUUUCUGUGAUGCAGAAGCGCAGUUUGUCAUGCAGAAUAGGCAACACAUAGGAGCUCAGAAAGUUGUCAUGCUGAGCCAGCAUUUGUAGCCUCAUCAUGAGACGCCACCCAGCAUCACAAGUUUCCAGACCCAGACAUUUUUACUUUUGAUAUGGGCGGGAAUAAAGCGAAAACCUCUACACCAAACGUCGGCCACGACUGCUCGCCUCCCCCGGUUCCUUUGCUCUCUAACUCGACGAUAUGAAAUGCAAAAGCAUCGUACUAGUAGUACAAAUUUUCUCAGCAUGAGAAAUAAAAUUUGUAAUGCUGAUUUCACUUAAGCAAGAAAUUUGUAAUGCAUGUUUGCGAUUCCUACGAGUACGUCGAUACUUUUGCACAGGAUAGACGAAUUCAUCGAACAAAAGCAACAACCCGUUUGCUUUGGACGGAGAGGAGGAUGGCGGUGAUCGGGCUGUGCAGCAUGACAAAGACAAGUCAAAAGCGUAUAAUAACAAUUCUGCUGAACAGCAUGACAAAUCGUCCGAGCACCAGCAGCCGGUUAAGACGAGAGCCAAAUCCUCAUCGCCGGUUGUGAUCCCGCCGCUGAGAAUUGGGUCCAUGACAAGGAGCAGCUCGAGCAACAAAUCUGGAUCGCCACAGGAACAGCAGAAUCAUGCUAACAUAAGCAACAUUGGAGGUACUACUACAAGUGUACAAGCCUCCCCAACGCUCCCGGCACCAGGUGGUCAAAUAAAUCUAAUGCGGCGCCACCCGUCGAACGAAACUCCGAUUUACAACGGAGCGGACCACGAGGGAAUUCCAGCGCCCCCACCAAUCACAAUCACCAUUCCGCCGGGAACGAAUUCUAACUACUCCCGCAGUCCGUCUGUGGUUUCUAGUCCGUUUUUGCAGGCGUCGCAGAAGGGGGGCAGUUUGAUGAACUCGGGCGAGACGCACAGCUACAUGAUCACGGGAGGGACAAGUUCAGGAGAUAUCGGUACAAACCGCGAAGCGCCAGCAACUUCUUCGGUUGGUGUGUCACUAUCAAAUCACGAAAAUCCGACGUUUCAGCAUCCAGAUCUGGAUUCUACCAGAACUAGGAUAAACACGUACAAUAACACCUCUUCGAGCAGCAGCAGCUCUUCCAGCUCCGCGUCAAAUUCAAAUCUCGCUGGUGUAACAGUUCCGCUGACGCCAUCGCAGCUUACUUCCCACCAACCGGGCCCGGGCGUUGGUGACGGAAGAAGUUCUUGUCGGGGGCCUUCUCCGCCGCCGUCUUCAAGAAACUACCAUCGUCCAGAAGGACCACAACAACUACAGCAGCAGGCGGGUGGCAGUAGCAGCUCUUCUUCCACCAGAGCGUCCGAAGCGGCCAUCGUUGCACCUCCGUCAGCGAUAUCCUGUGCAAAGUAUCGUACUCGUAGUAAUCGCAGUCAUGCAAUGCAAAUUUUCAUCUCAAGGUAACUCAGCAUUACAAACUCCAUUUGCCAUGCGGAGCUAAUUUGUAAUGCGAUUACUACUAGUACGAUACUUUUGCACAGCAUAAGCGAUCUACACCAACCGCUCCGCGCUGACGACUCCGAAAAUCAGCCCGCCGUUGCUGAACACAAUGGUUGACGAUGGCGCUCCUGGCGGUGGGACUAGUGUGAUGAAUUCCACGCAGCUACGACACGACGAUGACAUGGACAAUUACUACGGUAGUAGAACUGGCGGAGCUGCAACCACUACAACAACCAACCUACACGAAGAUGAUCGAGAUCGAAAUCUGAUCGUCUUACCACAGCCGGAUCAUUUCGUUGAGCAGUCCUCUCGGCGGGCCGGAAUACAUGACCAAACUUCCAACUCCACGAGGAAAGCGAAACGGUCGGAAUCGAACGUCAGCCAUUUUUUCCUCGGUACCCCGGAACUGAAUAAUCCCAAUCGCGCGGAAAUUACGCAAAUGCGGUCUCAAUUACGCCAGGAGAUGGAGAAAUUGCGGAACGAGUGCAGAGAACAGAACCCAGAGGUGAAUAUUGUCAGCAGCGGUGGAGCUGUGCAUUCUUCUUCUUCUUCUUCUUCUUGUUCGUCCGCGCCCCAAGGAACGGGAACCAGAAAUAGUUUUAACCCCAGCACGACGACAAUCAUUGUGCCAGCGCAAGUGGAUCGUCACAAUCAAGUGGUUCAUCUGGACCAGGUGUCGACAACAGCGGUGCCGGGGACAACUUUCCUUGUGAACGGCGUGCCGUCUUCUAGGAGCGCUAGUUCCACCGCCUUGAUCACAACGAAGGUCACAACCUCGAAACUAGAUGACCAAGCACCGGAAUUGAUGGCCAGUGUGCCCGGAAUGGUGAUCGGCGGGGGGGCCAGUAGUACCACGAUGAGCAGAACGCUGUCAGGAAGUGGUGGUGGUGGUGCAGGAUCAUCCUUUUCCCAGCCAGGACAUCCUCGCGGAUCACCACUAGAGCGGGAACAGUACUCCAACCGGUACUGCAUGAACAACACGUAUGAGAACAAUUAUUCGACGCAGCAUUUGGCUUUGGACAGCAGCAUGACGCCUGUAGGAGCUGCAGUACCUCCGCAUCACAGCUCCGCAUCCGUAUCCGACCAAGAGCUGCUGGAUGGUAGAAAUUAUCCUGUGCAAAAGUAUCGUACUCGUAUUAAUUGCAUCUAUCUAUGCAUUACAAAUCUCUUUCUAAAGGCAGAUCAGCAUUACAAAUUCAAUUUGUAGUGCUGGGCUAAUUUGUAAUGCAAUUUAUACUACUUAGUUCUAGUACGAUGCUUUUGCAUUGCAUAGAAAUAACAAGAAAAUCCUAGAGCUCCAAUCCCUCCUUCAACAGGAACGCAAGGCCUAUGCAUUGCAAAAAUGUCUGGGUCUGGAAACUUGUGAUGCUAAAAGUGAAUGGAAUACGCACUGCAAUGCGCAGCUAUGCAUGACAAAUUUUUUGACUGGCAAGAGGGCCUUUUCGCGCAUAUGCAACACAGAUUCUCGAGUCAUGCCAGACAAGCAUGACAAACUUGCAUUCUUCCAGACCCAGACAUUUUUGCAGUUGAUAACGCCCACGAAAGGACAAAAUCGCAGUGGAAAGACUCCGUCGAAAGCAUUCGCCCCGUGCUGGAGAAGCUCUGUAAACUGGCCACGGCUCAGCCUGCAAGCUCGUUUGAAAAUAACCAGAACUACACCGCCAGGAGCUCAUCCAACUACGGAAAUAAUGCUGUUGGACAACAUCAGCACCAAAAUGGCGAUGUUUCGAUUUCCAGCACGCCUUCCAUCACGGUAAAUAACCCGUAUGAACACUACCAACUGAACCGCAAAAACCUAUUCGCGGGACAAGCGGCGCUAAAAGCGAUCAAGGAGUCCGACAUUGUGAACCCCAUGCAGCUGGUUUCUACCAUGGAAUCAAUCGCGCAGGCUCUGUGCUUGUGGCAGGAGGAGUAUCCAAGAAAAAAACUGUGUCAAUGCAGCUGUUUUGGGGUGACAGCAUCACAAGUUUGCUCUGCAUGACAGAGAAAUCCUGUCAUGCACAGCUAGCACUUGAAAACAUAAACAUAGACAUACACAUAUGAAGGCAGGAUACUAUGGCUGACCAGCAUGAGGAUCGUAUACUCUGUUGCAAUUUCUGCAUCACAGACUUACACUUACACAGAAGUUUUUUUUUCUUGCAUAAGGAGCAACAGGACGUGGUGCAGAAGAUUUUCGAAGACAUGAAGCAGCUGAAGAUUUCGAAGAAAGAAGUUAUGGUAUAGAAGUAGAAGUCAUUUUUGAUGUGCGACGCGCAUUACAAAUACAAACUAGUGCUGCAGUAGAUUUUUUGCAUGACAAAUAUUUAGUGCAACAUCUUUUUCAUCGGAGAUGAAAUCUGUCAAAUAAACAGAGCAAAGCCGUCCUUUCCAUCGAAAGAAAAACCCGCCGGAUUGAAGAGCUAACCAGCAGCUUGGAGAGGGCAAAAACCGAGCUGGAGAAGGCGAAAAAGUGGAAAGAGGAUUUGGAACAAAACUACGUCUUCCAGCCGAACAGCAGGAGCAACGCUGGACAAAAUCCCGUCCCCGCGGCGGCGGGUGCGAGUGGAGUGCGGAGUGGGGGUGGAGGGGCAGUGGUAAGUAAAAGUAUGCUGUUUUCGUUCGACGAUGGUAUUUUUGAUGUACUACGUGCAAAAGAUGCCGGCUCAGCUAAGCGGCUUCUUCUGUUUGGCAUGUGAAAAGGGCAUAGGCAUACGCAACACCACCCGGCUUUAUCAGGUUCCGAAGCAGUCAGCGGUUAACAACACGGAGACGCACAUCACCGGGACACGGUUAACCGCUCUGCAACGGCAGCUGACAAAUCUGGAAAACCGAGUUCAGUUGCAGAACAUGCAGAUGAGAUCGCGGAGCACGCCGCGAGCAGGUAUAAUGCCGAUUGCUUGUUGAAAACGACUGCAGCGCUUGUUGAUCAAAUACACUAGAAAGGCGGGAAAUCACUAUCUCUAUCAUACCAUCCUGCAUAGCGUUAUUCCGCAUGUCGUGGUGCUGAUGAGUUUUUAAGCCUCAUCAUAGCAUCGUGCAGAAGAUUACGCAGGAUGGUAUGAGAGCAUCGAUUUGUAGGUGGGAUCUUUGGUUGUGAUAUUAGGUGGGAUCUUUGGUUGUGAUAUCGAAACGCCAUACCAGGUGGUCAACAGCGAGUUUCCCGUCCCCCGGACGCCGCGCGCUGUGACGCCCCUUCUGUGCUGCGCCCUCCUCAGCUUGUGCACUGUGACUUCUGUAAUAUUUCCACACGCGAUAUUAAAAGUAGAACUCAUUCUCAUGCUUCGCGAAUUUGUGACUCGAAUAAAAAUAAAAUUUUAAAAGUUCGCGGAUUUGUUUCGCGAAUAAAAUUUGAUUUCGAAGUAUCCUGAAUUCGUAGAAAUGUGAUGAAAACGGAGACGGAAACUAGAAAAGUUGGAAAGUGAUCCAAUCUCGACGCAGAGCCCAAAUAGCUAAACGCUUUGGCUUUGCUCCUCGUCAGUUCGUGUUCUCGCGAUAGCUAGCUCGGUUCCUAUUCGUAGCACGGAAAUGAUAGAUAGUUGGGGCAGUCGCCUCCGGUUUUUUCGGAGGUACGGUGAUCUCUGCGCGGCACCGCCCUUUGGCGAGCGCUCACGACAGAAAGGCCUUUUGUUGCCUCGUUUUGCAUUUCGCCCGUACCUUCUCGAAGGUUGCAAGCCCGUUUGUCGCUGCUAGCUAUCAUUUUUUUGAUCCCACCCUCCGCGCCCUUUAGACGGCACAAAGCGGCACGUUAGUAAACUCGCAUUAGCUAGCUAUGUGUUGUUUUCGUAUCGUGCGGUUCGUUUCGUGGUUGUUUCGUCUUUUAUAUGCAUCGAGAGUCGCACAGGACUGAUCGCCCCUGCGCAAGCAGGUCGGUCUGGCGGUUAGCAGCGACCAGCCGUUUUACACGUUCGAUCGACAGUGCGGCUCGAUUUAUGAAUUUUUGCGCUUCUGUCUUUCUUCCGCUCCCGGCAAAGCAUUAUCGCUUUUCGGAAGCGGGCGUGUUCAGGCGAUUCAGCCUCUGCGAUCUCGAAUUCAUUGGAUCACUUCCGUCAUCGGCUCUGCGGUUCGCACCCGGUGACAACAAGCGAUCCUAUCGAGUCAGAGUUUUCAAUAAAAUUUUAAAAUUUCGCGGAUUUGAAACGCGAAGAAAAAUGAAAUUUUAAAAGUUUACGGAUUUACAACGUGAAUAAAAAUAAAAUUUUAAAAGUUCGCGGUUUUGUGAUGCGAAUAAAAAUAAAACUUUGAACUUUCGGGGAUUUGUGAUCCCAAUAAAGAUAGAACUUUAUUAAAAACAGCAAGGCUCUGUACUGUGACUGCGAGGACUGUGAGUAGCGUCCCAUAGACGAAAACGCAGCAUGAGGCAGCACAGCAUAAAAGCAAAAUUCUGAACUUCGUCGGUGUGUCAUGCGCGCCCUGGGAAAUGGGAGCCAAUUUCGCUUCCAUGCCACUGGGUACUCACACGCCCGGGCAACCAAAUCAUACUGAGUAUCCAUUUCCCACUCUGAGUAUCCACCCCCUCUGAGUAUCCAUUUCCCACUGGGUACCCGUUCCCAAAAUGGGUACCCAAACAAGAGCGGGUGCCCAAUCCAAAGUGGGUACCCAAUCCGUGGGUACCCAAUCCACGCCUUUACCUCAACAUAGCAUCGUGCAGAAGAUUACGCAGGAUGGUAUGAGAACAUGGAUUUGUAGGGAUCUUUGAUUAAUAUGAUAUUGCAAUGCAAAUAUGCUAUACCACCCAGGUGGCCACCAGCGAGUCCCAACGGGCACGCGGGAAGAAAUUACGCGGGGUCUGCGAAACAACAGCUCGGCGAACCACCAGCAGCCGAGAAAACCGCUGUACCAAGUAGAUGUGGAGAAGAAUUUCUCGUCUCAGUCGGAAAGAAGGAUGUCCCGCGUCCACGCCGCCGAGAGCCAACACGCGGAUAGAUUCGACCGCGGAUCGAUUUACAGGUAGGAACUAGUAGCUCUUGUGCAAAGCGUGAUAGUGAAUUACGAGGUGCGUGUUCUUGUAAAAUAAAACGGACCUGUCGCUGUCCAAACUAAACCUGAAACCUAAAGACGAUAUUAAACGUGUUAAUUUAUCUGCUCAAAUGGUAGAUGCUGUUGCUGCAGCGUAGUUGCGCUUUUUUUCGAUAUUACAGAUAGGGCUCUUGAACUUCUUGAUGACUUUGAUCUUGACUUGUUUAGCGACUGUUUGAAUGGAAGCGGUGAAUCUACGAUGCUUUGAAAAAUUUGAUCCUGAAAGGAGAAAUCAAGUUUGCACAUGUAGUUUCUGCGCUGACGAGAACUACGGGGCUUUGAU